AUGGAGUACCUUCGCCUCAUAUACACCGACUACCUCUUCUCCCCAGACCCGGAAGUCUACCGCGCUCACGUGCGACUCUUCCACUUCUUCCCCGUCGUAUGCAUUCUACAAUCGGCGAUAACCACUCCAAUGGGCAAGACCUCUGUCAAGUCCUUUCUCAACUUACCAGGAAAACUAUCCUGGAUCCUAAUGGAACUCAUCUCCCCAAUCUCCUUCUUCUUAACCUUCUACCUAAACAACUCCCAUUCCCCUCUCGAAACCCUCGCCGCCCUGCCUAUAUCCCAUAAAAUCCUUUCGAUAUUAUACCUAAUCCACUACCUCAACCGCGCCUUAAUCUCCCCCCUCAGAGCUCCCGCCUACGCUCCAGCGCAUAUAAUAGUCUUGUUGGUAGCAACUUACUUCAACUAUCUAAACGGAUACUCCCUCUCUUCAUUCCUACUCCUUCAGCAAGGUAAAGUUCCUCAAGAAGAAGGUGGUGGGUGGUGGGUUAUAAGGUUCGGGGUUGGAGUGGUGAUGUGGGGGGUGGGGUUUUUGGGGAAUAUAUGGCAUGAAGAUGUACUUUAUGAGAUCAGGAGGAGGGCGAAAAGAGAGCAUUUGGAGAGUGCGAAGGCGAAGAAGGAGGAUGGAUUGGGGGAAGGGGUUGAGAGGGUUUUGGUGGCCGAUGGGAAGAGGUUGGUUGUUAGGGCGGAGAAUAGUGGGCAUGUUUAUGAGAUUCCUGAGGGGGGGUUGUGGGAGUAUUGUUGGCAUCCGCAUUACUUCAUGGAGUGGAUCGAAUGGACGGGAUUUUUGAUCGCAGCUGGAGGGUGGGAGUGUGCGCCUGCUAUCAACUUUUUGGUCAAUGAGAUCGCGUCGAUGACGCCGAGGGCGUUCCAGGGGGUGGAGUUUUAUAAAAGGAAGUUUGGGAGGAAGUUGCCGGAGAGGAAGGCCGUUGUGCCUUUUUUGCUGUGA
This is a messenger RNA of Orbilia oligospora ATCC 24927, 948 nucleotides long. RefSeq lists its product as uncharacterized. NCBI's taxonomy places the organism in Eukaryota, Fungi, Ascomycota, Orbiliomycetes, Orbiliales, Orbiliaceae. The record is from RefSeq and is a predicted model, not a curated record. The coding region runs from base 1 to 948 and encodes 315 amino acids. Gene Ontology annotation, molecular function: oxidoreductase activity, acting on the CH-CH group of donors. Gene Ontology annotation, biological process: lipid metabolic process. The transcript is spliced from 3 exons.